AUGACAGAGAAGACUGAAUUCAUAUUUUACGUUGCACAAUUGACUCACAUAAACGAACCGGUUACAUUUGUCAAACAUUUUAAUGAUACGUGUUCAUGUAAAGAACUCGUAUUGUUAAUGAAAAACAUGCGAAUUCGAGUGAUUUUACCUGCUGAUAAUGUUAUUGUAGAAACUAUCAACGCCCUAGUAGAACAACCUCAAAUAUCCGUCUUGUUUAUCUAUCGUACCAAAACAACACGUGAUAUUAUUUGGAAGCAAUGUCGUGAUCUUUCAAUAAAGUAUCCAAAAAUUCGUUGGUUAAUUCAUGAACAGAGCUUGAAAUCCCUUUUAAUCACUGAGAUCGCCUCAAUUUACAAUCAGCAACACAAUGGAACGGUUUUUAAAUCGUGUUUGGAUCAAUUAAGACAAGAAACUAGAGUAAAACUACAUUUAGCAGGCAAGUAAGAAGGCUACUCUGUAUAUAUCACACUGAAUCCCAACUACCAUUCUAUUUCAGUUUCAGAGAAUCAACUAACGACAAAUCAUUUAUCGCUUGAAACAGAUAGCAUUUCCAUCCAGCACUCACAGUUUCCAUCUAUUCAAUCUUCAGCUUUCUGGGAGACAGAUAGUGGUGAAAAUUUAACAAAAAACAGUAUCGUCAAUCUUUUUACGGAAUCACAGCAAUGCAACAAUAUCCCAUCUAUCGGUAUAAACUAAACUUGAAACGAAGUGUCAAAAAAGAGAAAUUCUUCUUAUCAUCGAUUUUAGCUAAGACACAAGUCCAAAAAUCAUCUACCCCUGUCUUUACUACAAUAAGAGUAAGUAAUGCACUAGCAAAUCAAAUAAAUGCUUCGCUGUCAUUUUUCAAAUCAUGGAAUAUAUGCUAUCUGAUCUCAACGUCUCUUUUUUAAGUGUCCUGCUGAUGGAGGCUGCGGUUAUGAAGCUGACAACAUAGAUUCUAUAGAAAAAAAAUUUAUUUGUCCUCAAUGCAAUCUCAUUCUACGAGAUCCUGUACAACUGAUCACGUGUGGACAUCGAUUAUGUCAGUCAUGUAUCCCGCAACAAGAAGAGUAAGUCCGAGAUUUCUACUUUCACUAAAAAAUCAAAGUAACGGUGAUGACACUAACCAGUUACCAUAAGUUCGAUCAUUUUCCAUCGUAGACUAUAUUAUCUUUACCAACUAUAACCUAAUUUUUUAAAUUUAUUUUGCAGGAUUAAUUGUCCUAGUUGUUCCGAAAAAACACUGAGUGAUCAAGUAUGCGAACAUACGCAGUGCUGGAAAAAAUUAUCUAUACACCAUGAGCUGCCCAUGAUGUCAAAACUCUUUGGAUUUUUGCAUAUGCAUCAACAUGAAUAUACUUUGUUAAACGUCAUGAAAAUCUGCGAAAGUUCAUCACAUUGAUUUAAAACUAAAUGCAUCUUAUCCAGCUUUUCACGUUCUUUCUCAUGGUAUGUCUAAAACUAAUUCGUAAGUUCUCAUCGCUGAGGAAUAAGAGUCUUCUUAAGAGUUUUGGCAUCGCGGACAGCACAUGGUGGAUAGAUAAUUCUUUCCAGCACUGUAUCUCAUCUGUAUAUUAUCAAAAAUUUACGAUGCACUACUGAUUUUUUAGUUGAUGACUGAUCGAGGUUUUGGAAAAGAGCUGCUUACGUUAUCAAUCGUAUGCAUGAAGAAACAUGAUGGUUGUGAAUGGAACGGUCAGUUACAAAACUAUGAGGUAUCAUGUUAAUGAGAUAAUUCAUGUCACUGUGUAUAUGUGUUAUUGUUUUAAGGUUCAUAUUGAUACGUGUCAUAAAACGAAUAAUAAAUGUCAGUAUUGCAAUGAAAUUUUUCCAACAAUACACGCACUCGAUGUGCAUCAGAAAGAUUUUUGUACAAAAGUUACUCAACUAUGUCCUGUUGCUAAAUAUGGAUGUUCACAAGAAAGAGUAAGUUUUGAGUACAAAAGUGGAGCUAAAAGACGGUAAUCAUAGCUGUCACAUUAUGUGUCUAAGAUAGAGCCCUGUGCGAUCGAGACUGGAAAGAAAUUUCGAGAUCAAGUUCUAUUCCGUUACGUCUAUCCCGCUACGGGACGGGAUUUGGAUUUAAGCUGCCGAACGAGACCAGCAUAUUUAUUUUUUCAAUUUAUUGAAACUAUGUUUCUUUAUCUUUAUCUUUAUUAACAAUAAUUUUCGGAUUUAACGGGAUCAUACUUAAGCCUAGGAGGCGGAAUAGUGAUUGAAAAAAGUAUUUUUUUCCGGCGGAUCGGGUUUUACUCUACGGGACGAAAAGCUGAAUGCUGCAAGGCUCUAGUCUAAGGUAUAAGAUGUCUAAUAUUACGAACUAUAGGGUUCGAUAGACUAUAAGAAAAACAGACGAAUAGUAGCCAAUUGUAUAUGUUACGAAGGCUAUAAACAAACGUAAGAUAGGGUAUUCAUUUCAACAUUCCAUUAUUUAUUUUAUUAUUCGUCGAACUUCGAACGCGUCACGUAGUACAGAACUUGCUAUGAAACAGUAAAGUACAUUAAAUUCUCUCACAAAUUUCUUUAACCACGAACCGUUUUUGCCGCCUUUGAACUGCACAAUUAAAUCGAACACAUGUUCACAGAACGCCCAUCUUGGAACAACGUAUGCGAUCACCACCAGCGCCGUACUUUUCACAAAUUUAAACGACACAAGCAAUAUUUGAUGAUGCUUAUGUUUGCAGGAGAUCAUAUUUACCACUUUCAAUACUGCAUCCCCAAACUGUUGCGACAAAGUAGUAGAACAAUUAGACGGACAGCAACGAUGAAAUUUCAAGAGAAUUGGAGAACGUCCGAAUUAAACAUGCGAAAUGCAUUAUAAUUUUAGUUGAUCGUCUUCGUAUUGCCAUAUGUCGACCACUUUUAAAAAGGACGAUAUCACUGAGUAAUGAAUACGAUUCGUUUAAUCUCAAUUCGUUUAAUUGUACUCUCUAAAAAAAAAACACUGUUGGAUAGUAACAGUACAAUAGGUUCAAGCCGAAAAACGGUUCUGCCUCGCACCUUUUUUUUCUUUCGGAUAAAAGCUUCUAACCACAAACGUUUCAGUACCAUUCAAGCGGUUAGAUGUCGAGAAGAGGCUUCAUCUCUUAAGAGAGACUUUCUGACAGCAUCAAGGAUGGUCAUAACCUGAUGAAAUUUUUUUUUGUUUGAAGCUUACACCAUUCGAUUCGCCGUGAAAAACUGUGGUUAUGAAAAAAAUUUUAGACGCCAAAACCUUUUCCACGCUGAGAUAUUCCAUUUUUACUGCAAACAGG
This is a messenger RNA of Didymodactylos carnosus, 3233 nucleotides long. The record is from the annotation of a GenBank genome assembly. NCBI's taxonomy places the organism in Eukaryota, Metazoa, Rotifera, Eurotatoria, Philodinida, Philodinidae.